CGAAAUUCUUUGAAAUUUACGGUAAUUACAUACUUCCGACGAUUCGCAUGUCCGUUCGAGAUUGAAUUGUGUAUGGGGGUCGAUUUGCAGUUUGUUUAUGCAUAAGCUAUGUGGCUGGCGUAUAAACUGCAUUGUGACGGGAUUAUAGCAUAGCGAACCCCCUUAUUAUACACACCGCUGCGGCUCAGCGUACGCUCAUUGCUUUGUAGCGCUAUAAACUCGCGAUUGUGUCGGGAUAAGUGUUCGAUCAGACAAGAUUUCAUCUUAUAAUUUUUGUUUCCUGACGCAAUAUUCCUGCUGGAUUUUUACUGAUCUUUCCUGUAAUUGAAUGGAUGUAUAUUAGGAGGAUGUCACUGAUCUUAAAUUGGAAUAAUCACAAGAGUAAAAUGGUAAAUUAAAGGUUUCACAAUGAUAUUCAUGCAUGGGCACUUCCCAGUAUAGAGUAGGCUGACAUGGCCUUCAUAUUGUAUUCACUCAAAUAGUACCCAACACCAAAAGCUACAUGGUGGGACUGAGUGACACUAAAGUUGAAUUGAACCUGUAGGAUUGGGCAUGCAUCAAAAUGAUUCGUUUGGUUGAUUGGAAGUCAUGGAGUAAAUGUAGUUCAAUUGAUUUGUUUUCAUCAGAGUAGCUCAUAAAAAUGACCAUGCAUUCAUUUAUGAAAUAUUUCCUUCGCAUUUUCCCUGUGGAUCUUAAUGAACGUAAAUAUAGAUGACGGCAACGACAUUGUAGAAAGAGUGAACAAUUAAACCAUUUACAGUGAUUGAUAAACAUGUCAGAAGAACUGACCAAACUCGCCAAAUUGGCAAACAGCGCUGCGGGGGACAGUGACCUUGAGCUGAAGCUUAACACCUCGUUGGCUUCACCCAAGAUGAGAGCGCUACACCUCAAGGAUGAGAUUGGCCCGCUUGGGCCACCUGGACCUCCUGGACCACCUCCAGGAGGGAUGAAGAUGGAAGAGAAACCUAUGAAGAUGGAAUUGGGGAGUAAGAACACUCAAGGGAUGAUGAGGUUGGACCAUAUGAAAGGAGGAGGGGGUAUGGAUAUGAAGGUAGAUGGGAUUGCCGCGGCAAUGAAGAAGGAGGAGGACGAUGCAGUGUUUCUCCGGGAUGGGCAGAUGAACCAGGUUAAUAGUCAGAUGAAUAAUCAGAUGAUGAGCAACGGACCACAGGAUGAUAAAGGUAUGAAUAUGCUACAUCGGCAGGUGGGAGGCUACCCACAUCCCCCAAACUUCACAAUGCAAGACUCGCAGCACAUCUACACGUUCUCAACGCUGCUAGCCAACAGGGCCGCCCAGGCUGUCUACACCGGUCAGACUGAUUCCAUUCUGGCCUACCAUAGAGUUCAGUCCUGCAAGAGGAAGUUCUUAGAUCCAGAAGAGGAUACUGGUGCAGCUCCUAACCAUUCAGGAAACACUGGUCCCGGCACACCUCAACAGAACAAUGCACAACAAGGGGUAGAUGGGACUACAGUACAAAGUGCCAAUGGCCAAAAUGGCAAACCAGGACCCAUUGAUAGUAGUAUGGAUGGUGCUAGAAAAAGCAUUGAUAGUUUGAAAGGAAAGAACCCAGGAACACCUCAAAGUGUCCAAGAAGGAGUGGAAGGGAGCGAAAACUCAAGAAAGACGCCGCUUGAGAGUGGCACGGGGGGCGGGGGAACAACUACGACCAAAGGUAAUAAGAAACGCAAGAGACCAAAUUCGUCGUCGCAACCGCUUCAGGCGAACCUUCAAGGUGGCGGCCCUGGAGGACCAAUGCAACAGGGCAUGCCACCGAGUGGGCCAAGCUUUGGACCGUACGGACCGGGGGCAUAUCGACCAGGGUUCCCGCAUCAGAACAUGCCAAUGCGCCCUGCGAUGUCAUCGCAGUCGUUCCACAAUCAGCCCUCCACAACUGAAACCGAGAACCUUGAUCCCAGCGCGUUGUGGGAGAAUCCACCCAACGUCAAAAAGACAUUGACCACCACCAUGGCACCGUCCUUCCCACCCGACAUGUCACCUAUGCGGAUGGCAUCACCUAACCCCGCCAUGAGGUCGCCUAGUGCAGGACUCGUCCUCGGAAACGAGAACAUGGUGCCACCCUCCGGCCCGCAAGGUCCGCGUCCCUUCAUGAGUCCUUCCCAUCCAUCGCAGUCUCUCCCAGCGUCGCCCGUCAACCCUUAUGAUAUGCCGAACUACAAACCACCGCAGCAGAUAGACAACCCGACGCCGGAGCAGUUGCGGCAUCGGCAAGAAAGGUUGAGGACUCUCAAAGAGAUGCAGAAGCUCCUGUUCCCUGAAGAACAUGGCAGUAUGUCUCCAUCACCUGGUAGAAUGAUGUCACCCAUCGGGAUGCCUCCCCCACCUCAAGAUCCUAUGGCACAGCAACCUCAAGCGAUGAUGUCACCGGGUGGAGGCCCCAUGAUGCGCCCCAUGGGCCCCAGCGGGCCUAUGAUGGGGCCAGGUGGACCGGGGGGACCGCACUCUAUGAUGCACCAGGGAAUGGGACCAGGAAUGCACCCCCGGAUGCCCGCCCAGGAUGGUAUGAGGGGUAUGAGCCCUGACCAACGCAUGAUGAUGGCCAAUUCUGGGAUGAUGAUGCCCCCUCUCCCUCCAGACUGGGAAAACAUGUCUCCUGCCCAGCGGGAAUGGUACAAACUACAACAAGAAUUCUACCUCGAUAAACGACGCAAAAUCAUGGAAGACCAAGCCAAGAUGCAAGGACGCAUAUCAGAGUUUCCUCCUGGGGCCAUGGGUCCUGGGCACGGCCCUGGACCAAUGAGAGGAGAGCCGAUGAUGAGUCCACAUCAUCCAGGCAGUGGAGGAUUCCCAGGAGAUGUGAUGGGCAUGAAUAUGGGCCCACCACCGCCUUACCCUGCGGGACCGGGUCCAGGGCCGAUGAGCGGAGGACCUCCAGGGCCUGGUCCCGUUCCUGGACCACCGUCGCACGGGAUGCAGAGGAGAGCCAGUAUGUCAGGGCCGAUGCCGCCAAUGGGACCUGGAGGACCAGGUCCAGGGAUGGCAGGUGGACCGGGCGGGCCUGGUGGGCCAGGAGGGCCAUCAGGUCCAGGAGGUAUGGGAGGUCAGAUUGGACCGUUUCCGGAGACGCCGCACAUGCCAUCACCACGCACCAAUCGCUCCAGUUCAGUACCUGGUAUGCAGAGUGGGUCAUCGCAGCCUCCGAUGAGUGCAGGACCUGGACCAAUGAACUCAGGCAAUAUGCCUCCAGGGCCACAAGCCGGUCCAGGUCCCGUUAGUUCUGCUAGCUCCAUGUCCAUGGCCAUGUCACCUCAUGCACCUGUUGGCAGUCCAAUGAAAUCAGUUUACAGGGCCCCUACUCCUACAAGCGCAAACACAUCAGCCAAUCAACCACCCCAACAGAACACUGAUCCAAUAAUGAGUUCCAUGGUGAGAACGCCAGGAAGUGUUGGUCCGGUGGAACAGUCGCCGAGGCCAAAUCAACCAGGUACCCCUGCUGCCAUGGACAACCCUGUAGUCCUACCAAAUGUCUCAUCGGUCAACACCCCAAAUACCUCCCAGCCUGGUACGCCAAACUCUGUUGUGAACAACACCAUGUCAACGUCAUCUGUACUGCCACCUACCACAGCUCAUAGUAAUGGGUCACAAAGUAACACAUCGGGUGGAAAUAGUAACGUUUCAAAUGCACCACCUCCCGCAACCUCAAAUAUCACCAGUGCACCAUCCUCUACCAGUUCUGCAGGAAGCACAAGCACAGCGGCAGGCAACGCUGCAGAUUCUGGGAAGCCUAUGGAUGUCCAAUCCCAGCAGCGGCUUGUCAAUUUUCCACCAAGCCAACUUAACCGAGACAAAGCACCUAAUUUCCCACCCCGUGGUGAAGACCUGCAGCAAUACGCGUCCACGUUCUACCAAAAGACUGUUAAUAAGGAGCCACCCAUGAAAGGUCCGGGGCGGUUACAGCAUUUUGGGUCGCCACCAAUGAACAGUCCAAUCAACACGGACAUGCCGACGAUCGGCUCACCAUCGAGUGGGAUUAUGUCUCCGGGUGUGAUGAUGACGUCGCAGUCUGGGAUGAUGCCUCCAGGUGGGAUGCCUACACAAAGUGGCAUGAUGCCACAUGGGAUGGAGGGAGGACAAGGACCACCACCGGCACAACAGGGUGGUCCCAUCAUGGGUCCAGGACAUAGUCCAAGUGGUCCUGCAAUGAGUGGGGGAGGAGCGGGACCACCAGCUUCGUCCGCUAUGAUGAAUCCACGUAUGGCAGCACCACAACAGAGCAUGCAGUCACCCAUGAUGCAAGGACAAGGACCUAUGCAAGGACCUAUGGUGUCAUCAGCGCGGAUGCAGCAACCAGGAGGGAUGAUGUCACCUCAGAACAGCAUGAUGCCUCACAACAUGCCACCACACUCCGGGAUGAUGUCUCCAACCAUGGGUCCAGUCGACAUGAUGGGGCCGCAGGGGAUUCCGAUGUCUCGAGAGCAGCGGAUGAUCAUGUCGCAGUCGCGGAUGAUGUCCCAAGGACAUCCCAUGAUGGAAGGUGGUCCCGGGCCAAUGCCGGGCGGCCCUGGCAUGAUGGGGCCGCAUCCGAUGGAACGCGGAAUGAUGCAGGGUAUGAACAAUUUUGAGCCUGGGAUGAGUCCAGGCAUGCAUCCAAAUAUGAUGAGAUUCUCAGGGCCUAGAGGGAUGCCUAGCAGUGGGUUCAUGGAAGGUGGCGGCAUGCCCUCUGGCCCUGGUAGGACUAACAUGCCACACCCUGGUAUGAUGGGGAUGGGAAUGGGUCAGGGUGGGCCUGAGAUGGGAGUCAUGGGGGGCAUGGAGAGAAACAUGGGACCUACCACAUCGGGUGGCCAAGCCAAUAGCCCUCUCUCGUUAUUACAAAGUAGAUUCUCCCCGCCGUUAUUACCAGAUGGAAAAGGACCAAAACAAACUCUUCAGUAUUUCCCAGCGAAUACGAAUCAAGGCAGCGGGCAGGGCCAGUCCGGCAACCCGCAUGUGAACCCAGGAACCGGUCCGUCCCCCGGGCAGGGCCCCAAACAAAUCGAGCUUCCGUUCCCGGUGGAGAUGGUCACAGGGGGUAUGAACCCCGGAGCUAUGAACCCAUCGUUCUCGCGUGGUCCUGGUGCAAUGGGACCUGGACCUCGGAUGUCACCCAUGAUGAACCAGGAGAUGAUGAUGCAUCAGGGUUAUGGAAUGGGACCAGGGGGCGGGCCAAACCCGGGCCCUCGUGGACAAGUCCCCGGCCCUAACCCAAUGGGGUACAUGGGACCCAGGGGUAUGCCAGGAUAUGGCGGAAUGAAUCCAGGAGGACCAAUGGGCCCAGGCGGGCCACCUUACGGGGAUCCGAACUUUGGACCUAUGGGCCCGGAUCCCAUGGGGCCCGGAUUUAACAUGCCAAAGUAAACUUAGAUAUGAAUGAAUGAAUGUAUAUCAGUGUCAACCAAAUUCUUGUGAUAUGUACAAAUGGUCAUUUUGAUAAAUUGUGUUGUUAUUAUUAUGUGCAGGGUAGCUCUGCUUUUGAACCAUGUAUGCUCUUGGCACAAUCAUGUCACAGUGAGCUAGCUCCAAGCAUUAUAUAUUAUGCCAUUGAAUCGUGGCAAGUCAAUAUAAAGUAUUCACAUUUUUUAUAUAUGUACGGAGCUUGGUAGGUUAAUCAUUUUAUGUUCAGAGGUAUGAAUGAAAAGUAGAAUUCAUUGCAAUUUGGAAUAUCAAUUCAUCUUGAUAAACCAGCAUUCAAUUUAGGGGUUCUCUUAGCAAGGGGAUGAUUUUUUUUUUAUAUUAAAAGCUGUUUUAUUAAGUGCCAGAAGUUACAAAUAUAAUCAAACAAGAAUAAAAAGAAAAGGUUUCCAUAAAGUUGUCAGAUCUGACGUCUUUUCAGACAAAAAUGUUAAUAAAUCUCUCCCCUGAUCUGACCAAUGCAAUAGAGAAUAUAAUUUUUUCAACCAGACUGAAAUCUUUGUGAGUUCCACCCCCCCCCCCCCCUCUUAAACUCUUUGACUGAUUUAAACCCAUUUCAUUUUCCAAUUAAUGGCUCUUGUUCAUUGAACAAAAAAUCAGUAAAGUCUUAAUACCUUUUAAAGAAAUCUCUACGCAAGAAGAGCCUGUAGUGGUCUACCUCGACCCUUUUUGAAGGUACAAGGAUUACUUGGAUGUUGAAGAAACAUUUAACAGGAUUCAGGAUUGUCUUCUUUUCCGUUAUGAUUCACAAGAUGAUUUCACCAGUGAAAAAUAAACUUCAGGGUCUGUUUCAUAGUAAUAAUGAAAAUAAUAAUAUACAACAUUUAGAAAGUGCUUAAUACACAUGUUUCUAAGCGCUGGAUGCAUUGACAAAUAUGAAUAAGUUGAAGAGUUGGAUGGAAUUAAGGAAAUAAUAUAAACUUGAGACUUCUGAAAGUUAAAGGAAGAAUGCAUGGAGGGUAAUUUAACAAAUUACAAGGAAUAAUAUAACAGAUGACAACAAAAAUUACUAUGAUUUACUACUGAUUAAAAAGUUAGAUUUUCAAUUUAGUCUUAAAAAUGGAAAGUGUUGGAGAGUCAGAAACAUAAAGACUUGUUAUAAUAACAAAUGCACAGUUUCUAUUACAAGUUUACUAUCAGCCUGUCAAAUUGAAUGGUUUCCAUUGGUUUAAACUGAUAUUGCAAUUUUGGUUUUGUGACAAGUUUUAUGAAAUGAGCCCCAAAGUGUUUGGUGAUACGAUCCACUACCACACCUAGAUGUUCUAAUUUCCACUCUGUCUUCUUAC
This is a messenger RNA of Lytechinus variegatus (green sea urchin), 6696 nucleotides long. Its product is annotated as collagen alpha-1(I) chain-like. Gene Ontology annotation, biological process: canonical Wnt signaling pathway; positive regulation of transcription by RNA polymerase II. Gene Ontology annotation, molecular function: beta-catenin binding; transcription coactivator activity. The record is from RefSeq and is a predicted model, not a curated record. Lineage: Eukaryota; Metazoa; Echinodermata; Echinoidea; Temnopleuroida; Toxopneustidae. Gene Ontology annotation, cellular component: beta-catenin-TCF complex. The transcript has 8 exons. Bases 773 to 5356 code for a protein of 1527 amino acids.